GAAGAUGGCGGAGUAGCCGCGGCCGGCGUGGCUUGCGCUCCGUGUGCCGCGUCCGCGGGCAGCAGCCGGGUGGAUCCCCGCGCCGCAGCGGGCCGCGGUGCGAGGCGGAGCGGGGCGCAGGAGGAGGAGGAGGAGGAGGAGGAGAGGAAGAGGAGGGAGGUGGAGGAGAAGGGAAAGGAGGAGGGCAGCGCCCCCCCCGCAGCCGCCGCCGCCGCCAUGCCCAACAUCAAGAUCUUCAGCGGGAGCUCGCACCAGGACCUGUCGCAGAAGAUCGCCGACCGCCUGGGCCUGGAGCUGGGCAAGGUGGUCACCAAGAAGUUCAGCAACCAGGAGACAUGCGUGGAAAUAGGCGAGAGCGUACGUGGGGAGGACGUCUACAUUGUGCAGAGUGGCUGUGGUGAAAUCAAUGACAAUCUGAUGGAGCUUCUUAUCAUGAUAAAUGCCUGUAAGAUCGCCUCAGCCAGCAGAGUCACAGCUGUCAUACCCUGCUUCCCUUAUGCUCGGCAGGACAAAAAGGACAAGAGCCGAGCUCCCAUCUCUGCCAAGCUGGUUGCAAACAUGCUGUCUGUGGCAGGUGCAGAUCACAUAAUCACCAUGGACCUGCAUGCAUCUCAGAUUCAGGGCUUUUUUGAUAUCCCUGUUGAUAACUUGUACGCUGAGCCUGCUGUACUGAAAUGGAUCAAAGAGAACAUCCCGGAGUGGAAGAACUGCACCAUUGUCUCACCAGAUGCUGGUGGAGCCAAGAGAGUGACCUCCAUUGCAGAUCGGUUGAAUGUAGACUUCGCCCUCAUUCACAAGGAGCGCAAGAAGGCCAACGAGGUGGACCGCAUGGUGCUGGUGGGUGAUGUGAAGGACAGAGUGGCCAUUCUGGUAGAUGACAUGGCAGACACGUGUGGCACCAUCUGUCAUGCUGCAGACAAGCUUGUGUCAGCUGGAGCCACCAAAGUGUAUGCCAUCUUAACUCAUGGUAUCUUUUCUGGGCCAGCAAUAUCUCGGAUCAACAACGCCUGUUUUGAGGCAGUUGUAGUCACAAACACAAUACCCCAGGAGGACAAGAUGAAGCAGUGCCCUAAAAUCCAGGUGAUUGACAUCUCAAUGAUCCUCGCGGAGGCCAUCAGGAGGACUCAUAAUGGGGAAUCUGUCUCCUACCUAUUCAGCCAUGUCCCUUUAUAACAACAGAUGCCAGCUGCUGCUUGUAUGGCUUUUUUUUAAACCAAAAGUUGUUCAGCUUGUUGUAAAGUUCAGUAGAAGACUCUGCUUGUUCCAGUGCAGUUCUCCACAGCUCCUCCUGCUUAAGUCAGGCUUACUGGCUCUGACCCCAACACGGGGAGGCUGGGGGGGAAGCUCAUCUCUGUAACACUCCAACUCCACCAGCAACCCUGUGCAUUGGGGCUCGUCAGUAGCGUUGACUCAAUACUGCAGAUCUGUGGAGAGCAGGACUGACACAUGGCUAAUUGCCACAAUUAUUUUUUUUGGGGGGUGGGGGGGAGAGGGUUUGUCUGUGAGCAGGGUUAGGUAAGCACACCCUGAAUUGUUUGGGAAGUAGAUCUCCCUAGGACAUGUUGGUUUGGAUCUACAGCAAGAGCCCAAGAGACUGCUUUGACUCUUACCACUCUACACGUGACAGAAGCCCUUGAAGAGGGACGAGGAAGGCUUGUGUCUUGGCCAAGCUUGACCCUAGGUGGAGCCCUGGGGACACCUGGAAGGUGGUUCUGCUACAGCUUCCUCCUUCAAAAUGAAAGGAGGUGAGUGUAGCUUGUGAACUUGAGUUCAUCUUAAUUGAUGAAGAAAUGAAAUGUUCUUUAACAUGCUACACGGCAAAAUGGUGAGAGCCUGGUGUGUGCAGUGCUGUCUUGCUGCGUUACCUUAGUGGUGAAGGUGCAUCCUGGGCAGGUGUUCUUCUCCCUCUUACGCUGAGGAUGCCUGGUGGUUGUGGGCUUUAGUUUUUAGGGUAGACUAAAACCAGUUCCUCAAUUUCACAAGUUCCCAUUAGCCUUGCUCGUGACUAAAGGACUGCUGUCAUGUACUUUAUAGCUGCACCUUGAUGUGCUGUGCAAAUGUACCUUGAUCCUUUUUUACCAGUAUACCAGUGAACUGAGCCUCUUCACCCCACAGAAGCCUGGCGUUGCGUUUAGCAAGUGCCUGCCUAGAUGCUAGGGUGACCGAAUAGGCAACAGCUUUGUGCUCAGCUCUCUUAAGCUCUGCCUGCAAUCCUGCUGUCCCACAAGUUACUGAUGCGCUGGUUGCUUGUCCUGGUCACUAAUUACUUGCCUUGUGUGCAUUGCUCUUUGUAAAAGAUCCUAAACCUGGGAGGAUGGGAGGCUGCAGGACUACAGGGCCUGAAGAAGCCCUCAGGGUUGCUCUGAUGCUGUGGAGUGCUUAUGGCAGUGGGUUGAAGAGGCUUGUGAUACACAGUACUGGGAAAACUGCUGAUCUAAAACCAAUCUGGCAGGCAGCAAAAUGCCUGAAAGAGAAAUACCAAAACUAGAGCUGGCUGAGGCUCUUGGAUGUAAAAAUAAGGCUCAUCCAAAAAUUGGAUGCGUAGUAGCUGUACCAGACAAUCUUAAAGUAAACUGCUAAAUCUCUCCUGGACUCUUACGGCGUUACAGACCGAGCUGUUUUAUGCUGUGGUUUUUAUAAGCACUCCUCUGAUUUAUUUGUGAGAUGGGGAAGGGAAAAAGGGAACAGAAGGAACUUGAAAUAGCUUGCUAGGGUAACUAGCAAGGCGCCGAGAGGCUGGGGGCUGGGAUGUCAGUGGGAUUAACUGAAAAAUGUGGGUAAGACCUAGGGAAGUACUUCUUUAGCUGUGCCUUUUCAUGAAGACUUCUCCCCUCUCCCUUCCUACAUACCCUGUCCUGUGGCAAUGUUAACACUUCUAUUACAGUGUAGGGUUUUUCUUUUGUAUAAGAAUUGGUGUUUGUCUGGAAAGUGUGUGUCUCUUGCUUCUUUGCUUUGCAUCCUGCACUGAGCUCUCCUGAGUCUGAUUCCUGCCUCCUCCUUUGGAGCCCCUGCUGCCACACUGCCAAUGCCCCGAGAGCCAAGAGCCAGGACAUCAGAGCAGCGGUGUGAGGAUUUACAGCAGCAUUUGUGUUUAAACUUAAGACCUGAUGAAGGAAUUAAACUUUUAUUUAAAAACCAC
Anas platyrhynchos (mallard) is the source of this 3139-nucleotide messenger RNA. RefSeq names its product phosphoribosyl pyrophosphate synthetase 1 (gene PRPS1). NCBI's taxonomy places the organism in Eukaryota, Metazoa, Chordata, Aves, Anseriformes, Anatidae. Gene Ontology annotation, cellular component: cytoplasm; ribose phosphate diphosphokinase complex. The record is from RefSeq and is a predicted model, not a curated record. Gene Ontology annotation, molecular function: magnesium ion binding; ATP binding; ribose phosphate diphosphokinase activity. Gene Ontology annotation, biological process: 5-phosphoribose 1-diphosphate biosynthetic process; purine nucleotide biosynthetic process; ribonucleoside monophosphate biosynthetic process.